Molecule: messenger RNA, 4428 nt
Organism: Sarcophilus harrisii (Tasmanian devil)
Lineage: Eukaryota; Metazoa; Chordata; Mammalia; Dasyuromorphia; Dasyuridae
Gene: VOPP1
Product: VOPP1 WW domain binding protein
Exons: 5
Coding region: 16-1077 (353 amino acids)
Cellular component (GO): cytoplasmic vesicle membrane
Source: RefSeq, a predicted model, not a curated record
CUCUCCACGCUCGGGAUGCCUUAUGUGCCGGGCUCCGGCCUCACGCUCCCCGGGCGCGCCCUCAUUUCCCUCCGCCUCCCGUCCUGCCAGCCGGCUUCCCGGCUUUGGACCUGCCGGAGGGGGAGAAUCCGGGAGCGGGCGGGCUCUCCGCCUCCGCCUCCUCCCUGCUCUGUGCACGCCCACUGCGUGUGUAUGUGUGUGUGCGUGAGAGAGCCAGCACACACACAUACACACGCACAUACACACGCGCGCACACACGCGCGCACGCGCGCGAUAGCGGGGCGGGGAAGCCUGGCUCGGCUAGGAGAGCGGAGCGGCGCUGGUCACUCCCAGGACUUCGCUCGGCUCUCUCGGGCUCUCUUAGCGUUCCGGCUCUCGAGGGCGGCGCGCCCCGAGGCACGCAGGCGGCUCCCUGGUUUGCUCCCACCCACGGUCCCUCCCCUCCGGGGACAGGAUGAGUGGGCUGACAGCUCGCCAGCGUUUCUGAAGCCGGAGGAGGACGGACGGAGGAGAGAGCCGCACGCCCUCUCUCCUGCCCGCCGGGACCGGAGCAGAGCAGGAACCAUGAAGCCCGCUCCGUGGAGGAUCCUUCCCUCGCUGCUGCUGUGGCUCCUGCUGGAGUGUACAGAGGCCAAAAAACAUUGCUGGUAUUUUGAAGGAAUAUAUCCAACAUAUUACAUAUGCCGUUCCUAUGAAGAUUGCUGCGGGUCAAGAUGCUGUGUGCGGGCGCUGUCCAUACAGAGGCUCUGGUAUUUUUGGUUUCUUCUGAUGAUGGGUGUUCUCUUCUGUUGUGGAGCUGGCUUCUUCAUUCGCAGGAGGAUGUAUCCACCGCCACUAGUUGAAGAACCAACGUUUAAUGUAUCCUACACCAGGCAGCCCGCCAACCCAACAGCAGGAGCCCAGCAAUCAGGCAUGCCAUAUUACACGGACCCCGGAGGAGCUGUGAUGAACCCCAUGGCGAUGGCUUUCCACGUGCAGCCCAACUCCCCCCAAGGCACCCCCGUUUACCCGCCCCCACCGUCCUACUGCAAUACCCCACCUCCCCCCUAUGAACAGGUGGUGAAGUCCUCCAAGUAGUGGCGAUGGAAGGUCAGGAGAUUCGACGCUGUAGGAGGAAGGCAGCAUGGGGGAGUCCUGGGGAGCCGAGGGAGGGGGCCUCUAGUCCUUCUGCCCUCCCGGUCCCAUCAAUGUUAGUCUCGAGGAAUGAUCUUAUGGGCUGCCUGUAGGUCCGUUUCCCUUUGAUGUCUUCAAAGCAAGCACAAUAUCCCUUCCGAGGGUUUUAUGGAGACCUCUCUUUAAGUCGCAUUGUGUGUGUUCGUGUUUCCUGUUUAUUUAUUGUUUCUCUUUGUUUCCCGGGCUGAGUAUGUGGCUGUUUGGGGGUCUGUCGGAGCCCCUGCUCUUGGGGCAGCCCCACUCGGUGAUCGGGGGAGGAGGAACCCCAGAAUUAAAGGGAAAGCUAGCCCCGGCGUGGGAGGAUCUGGGAGGGGGACGGGUCUCGAUUUUAAAGGUAGCGAGGAAACGACUAAAAAGAAGGGGCCGGUAUUUCCAUGACAAGCUUUGUUCUGCUGGACAGAAAGGUGCCCCGCCCCAGGGACGCGCCCCUCGGCUCUGCCUUUGACCCAUCCUCGGGGGGAGAGAUGAGAUGUGUUCGUGCUUUUUCUUAUGAGAGCAGGAAGAGGAAGAGGAGGACGUCCAUCGCUUCACCUACAUUAAUACCCCAAACAUUUCAUUCUAGAAGUGGAAGGAGACUACAGAGCCUGAGGUCAUUUUUCAUGUAGGGUCGAGAUCAGAAUGAAAUCAGCCGCCCGCUCGUAGCCCGAGGUUCUCCAGAAAUCACUGAGGGAUUUGGGAAUUCCUACAAAAGCGUCUCUAGCGCUCAGCAAUGGGUGCAAAAAUGUCUUUGGGAAACCAGCUUCCCUUCACCUAGGGCGAAUUAGACUGUUUCCAUGAGAUGAUACAACGCCACCUUGUAGCCCUUCCCUAGGACUCCGGAUUGGAGGGAGAGGGAGAUCUCUUCAGACUAAUCUUGUGUCGCUUCCCCAUGCCCCCUCCCCGUGCCCAAAGCUCCCCCUGUUUCCAUCUUGGAGGCGUCACUGUUCUCUGAUUGGCCUUUGGGUAGAAACUGAUUAUCAUCUGCUAACUGAUCACUUCCAGAUUCAGAGGCAAUUAAUAAAGGGUAUUCUCUGAAAUUGUAGAAAAUGACCCCCUAAUGUUUUUUAAAAUGAUUUUUAUUGAUAGCUUUUGCUUUUAUAUCACCUACAUUUCCCAAUAAUCCCCGCCACACACAAGAGCUAUCCUUUAUAACAAAAAAUAGAAGGAAAACUAACCAACAUUGAAAAAAGUCUGGUUUUUUUAUGUAGUAUUCCACACUCAUAGUCUGCCAUUUCUGCAAAGAAGUGGAUCCCAUAGUGUUUUAUAUGGCUUUUGAAAGCAAAUAAUCAAAUUCCACAAAGAUAGGAACAUUUCUUGAAAAAACUCCACAAAAAACUAUCCUUUGUAACAAAGAAGGAAAACUAACCAACAUAUUGGAAAAAAAAAAAGUCUGUUUUUUAUGUAGUAUUCCACACUCAUAGUCUGCCAUUUCUGCAAAGAAGUGGAUCCCAUAGUGUUUUAUAUGGCUUUUGAAAGCAAAUAAUCAAAUUCUACAAGGUAGGAACAUUUCUUGAGAAAACUCCCAUCUCUGUCUUGUCAUUGCUAAUCUUGAGUGAACCCUAACUGAGGGCCAAAAAUUUCUAUUUCUUAAAUUAAUUUUCCUGGGAGCCUGUGACCACCCCAUCAUCACAACUCUGGCCCCCAAGUGUGAACAGUCAAUCAGCCAUGCAGAGACCCACCUAGGAGUCUUGGUGAUAGCACUUAUUUAGCUCAGAGGCAAGUAGCUUCUUAGGGAUCUCAGGUAUAGUUUCUGAGGCUCUCAAAUAGAGGAGUUUUAACAGGGAAAGAGAUGACAAUCCUGAGAUUACAGGUGGAGUUCUGAAAAGCACAAAAUCCCUAAGGAUUUUAUUUUCUCCUAUAGUUAAGUCAGUGGGAAGCCUGAGGUAGUCCACAUGUGAUUUAAUUCAGUCUCAGAAUAUGCUUCAAAAAUAUGACUCUGUGGGUAAUAAACAUUCACCUUUCUAGGUCCUAGUCUCCAAGUCCAGUCCUCAAAUAAAAUGUCUCUAUUUAGGCUUUUGAAUUUUCAUUCAACCCAAAUGUUGACCUGAUCUUAGUCCCAGACUGCCCAUCCCAACCACCAGGUAUUUAUUUUUUCCUUAUACAUGUAAAAUACCUUUUGAAACAAGUUUUUGAGGUUUGAUUUUUUUUUUUUUUUGAACCUUAGCAAAACUAACUCAGCUUCCUAUAUCCAUCUCUUUGGUAUUGGAGUUUCUAAUUUUUUUUUAAUGUCAUGGACCCCUUCUCAAGAAUAAUUGUUUUUUUUUUUAAUUCACAAUUUAAUAGUGACUUUUCAGUAAGAAGUUAGUGAUAAUAAAUUUAAUUUUUCCCACCCAAAUUUACAUUGUACCCCUCCCCCAGAUUAAGAACCCUGACAUAUGGGAAGUUCUACAUGCAGCAUUGUGUUUUGAAGGGACUCAUAUGUAUCUAAAGCAAAGUCUACUUUUGGAAUCAGAGUACUUUAGGGAAUUCUAUUUUGACACUGACAUGCUAAAAAAGAGAAGAAAACCCCAAUGGAUGGAGAUGAAAUUUGUCCUGCAAAUCAUAGUCAACUUCAGCUGCUUCAGGUUCCAGACCCUUGCCAAGCUGCCCCCAGACUUAUAUCCUGUCUUUGAAGAAAAGGACUACAUAAGGUUCCUGCCUAAGGAACCAACCUUUGGGGCAAAAUGUCUACUUUUUUCCUGGUUACAUGUGCAAAUAUUCAUAAAUGCAUAUAGACACAGACAUAUGCAUAUUAAAUUUAUACACACAUUUUGAACAAGGAAGCAAUGUUAUCAGUUGACUCCAGAUUCGCAGUCCAGCUGAAUAGUAAUCAAAACCCGAUAUAACCAUAAGGGGAGCUUUGGGGGGAGGGGAGAACAUGGGGCAAGGACCCUAAGAUACUAGAAGAUUGAUGGUGAUCUACAAUUUUCUAUAUAUUGCAAGAAAAACGUUUUCCCAGAAAUAUGGGGUAGAACCCAGUUACAGUGAACUCUGAUACUGUAUCUUGAAAUUCAACUUCUGGUGAAGUUUUCCUGCAAUUCUUGUUUCCUCUGUUAAUGUUGGUGGAUUCUACCCACCUUUUCAUCUUUUAACAGUGGUGAAGUCAUUUAGUCCCUACUUAGUGAGUCAGAAGAACCCAAAGUCCCUUACAAGUUUGUGCAUGCUUUUUCUCUGCAAAACUUUUGAUGAUUUCUGUUCCUUUUUUUUCCUUUCUAUUUUUAGCAAAAAAAAAAAAAAAUAAAGUACCUUUUGAUAGGGUCCUGUUUCCUAUGUAUGCAAAAUAAAAAUCAAUUUGGG